Messenger RNA from Larimichthys crocea (large yellow croaker), 6757 nucleotides. RefSeq names its product diacylglycerol kinase zeta. The transcript has 36 exons. Gene Ontology annotation, biological process: phospholipase C-activating G protein-coupled receptor signaling pathway. The coding region runs from base 1083 to 4337 and encodes 1084 amino acids. Lineage: Eukaryota; Metazoa; Chordata; Actinopteri; Sciaenidae. Gene Ontology annotation, cellular component: plasma membrane; glutamatergic synapse. The record is from RefSeq and is a predicted model, not a curated record. Gene Ontology annotation, molecular function: protein binding; ATP-dependent diacylglycerol kinase activity.
CCUGGUUUGAGCCGGGCGGGCAGCAGAGGAUCAGUGUGUGUUUAUGAGAGCGUGUGUGUGUAGCAGUGUGUGUGUGUGUGUGUGUUAAUGUGCAGCUCACAUGGAGUGGAAUUAAACUCGGCAAGAGAUUCAAGAAGAGGAGGAAGAGGAGGAGAGCGUCUAAAAACUUCCAAGAAGACAAGAAGAAGUCAAAGUAGAAGAAGAAGGAGGACAAGAAGGAGGAGAGGAGGAAGACAGGACUGAGACGCUGAGGGACAAGCAGAUCAGAGGGUGGACGGGGACAUAGUCACAGUCAGUAGACUACUACUGCACUGACACUGACACUGAUACUGCUGCUGACACACUACUACUGACUGAGAGAGAGAGAGAGAGGAAUGCUGGGAAGGAUUAUCUUUCCCUCAGGACCCAACACUAAUCUCUCACUACACACACACACACACACACACACACACACACACACCUUGUGUAUCUUGUAAAAGACCUUUGGCAUGUGGAUUAUUGACUUUGUAGCCUCUGCAGGGCAGCCAUGUUUGAAGUCCUUGAGUUUCAGAGCAGUAAAUAAUUCUUUGUAGUAACAUGACUCGGCGUAAUACUCUUACUUAAGAUUACUAAGUGUGAGUGCAGUACCUUCGUAGUACUACUCUGUUUUUGUUGCUCAGCCUGCACAGACUGCACUUCAUAUGGCAGUUUUAUUACUUUAAGUGUAGUCCUUUGAGUCUAGUACAGAUAGUAUUUUGAUUUCAGUACUUGAGGUAUAUCUAUUACAACAUUAUUCAAGUAUGUUUUUGUAGUCGGACCUCCUGUGCAGUCCUGUUAAGAUCCAGAUGAGUUCAUUGUAGUGCUUCUAGGACUGCUGUGGUCCUUUGGUUGUACUUCUUUGAGUACAUGCAGGGGCUCCUGUCGUAGUAGUCCUAGUAUUAACUACCAUGACAACCUCAUGACCUGACCUGAUCAGUAAAGAAUCUGCAGUCUUGUUCAGUAUCUGUCCAGAGUAGGUGAGCUUUGCUGUUUGAAGCCUUAAAGAAUAUUUGGACUGCUCUGGAUUACUUUCUAAGAAUAUUGCAGAUUCUGAAUUGAAUUUCAUGAGUUGUAGCAUAUCCUGUCAAAAUGUGACACCGCAUGACACCACAGAAGCCGAACACACUGAUGUCAUGGAUCCUGACCUGGGAGCAGAUGCUGAUGUGGGACAUGGAGCUGGACUUGAGGCCUGUGGCGGCACGCCUAAAGUACAAACGGGAGAGACAGAGACGGAAGAAGAAGAGUUAUUAAACGUGAAAGGAGAUGAUGGAGAAUUCAGCUCGGCGUCCUCCUCCUCUAACUCCUCUCUGUCCUCCUCCACCCUCCAGUCGGGGCCUGCAGUCCGUGUGGAGGAAGAGAAGGAAACGCUGAGUGGCUGCUCCAAGUCUUUCACUGGACUCAAGCUCUUCACCAGGAGGAAAGCGAUCGCUAAGUCCGGCCUGCACCAUUUGCCCUGUCAGCCCAGUACAUCAUCUCUGAACAGGACCGACCCAGAAGCAAGUAUCCGCAGCACUGUGGACUGGACUGAGUCAGCUCUGUAUGGAGAUCAUAUCUGGUUUGAGACGAAUGUGUCUGGAGACUACUGUUAUGUGGGAGAACAACACUGUAUCGCCAGAGCACUGCAAAAGUCUGUAAGUCGAAGGAAGUGUGCUGCCUGUAAGAUAGUCGCCCACACCAUCUGCAUAGAACAACUGGAGAAGUUUCCCAGCUCUAGAGCCAUUCUGCUGGAUGCCACCCUGCCUCUCAAUGAGCCCGACUUUAGAAUUAAUUUCAGGUGCAAGCCAUCUUUUCGGGAAUCAGGCUCGAGGAACAUUCGAGAGCCCACCAUGGUGCGUCAUCACUGGGUGCAUCGGAGACGGCAAGAAGGCAAAUGCAAACAAUGUGGGAAGGGCUUUCAGCAGAAGUUUGCUUUUCACAGUAAAGAGAUCGUGGCCAUCAGCUGCUCCUGGUGCAAACAGGCAUACCACAACAAAGUGUCCUGCUUCAUGCUGCAGCAAAUUGAGGAGCCUUGUCCAAUAGGAGCUCAUGCUGCCCUUAUAGUGCCGCCCACAUGGAUCAUUCGGGUCCGACGCCAUCAGUCAUCCAUGAAGUCGAGUAAGAAGAAGAAGAGAACGUCAUUCAAGAGGAAAAGCAGUAAGAAAGGAGCUGAGGAAGGACGACAGUGGAAGCCGUUUAUAAUCCGACCCAUUCCUUCACCACUGAUGAAACCGCUGCUGGUGUUUGUCAACCCCAAGAGUGGAGGAAACCAGGGCACUAAGAUCCUGCAGUCCUUCAUGUGGUACCUGAACCCUAGACAGGUAUUUGACCUGAGCCAAGGAGGACCAAAUGAGGGCCUGGAGCUCUAUCGUAAAGUUCAUAACCUGAGGAUCCUGGCCUGUGGAGGAGAUGGCACUGUGGGCUGGAUCCUGUCUUGUCUUGAUGAACUGGCAUUAAAUCCUCAACCUCCUGUUGCUGUGUUACCACUUGGGACAGGAAAUGACCUCGCCAGGACCCUCAACUGGGGAGGGGGUUAUACAGAUGAACCUCUAUCUAAGAUCUUGUCCCAUGUUGAGGAUGGAACCGUUGUCCAGCUGGACAGAUGGAAUCUACAGGUUGAACCAAACCACUGUGCAGGGGCUGAACCAGAUGAACAACAGACUGAUAAGCUUCCUCUAGAUGUUUUCAACAAUUACUUCAGUCUUGGAUUUGAUGCUCAUGUGACUCUAGAGUUCCACGAAUCAAGAGAGGCCAACCCUGAGAAGUUUAACAGUCGCUUUAGGAAUAAAAUGUUCUAUGCUGGGACAGCAUUCUCAGAUUUCCUGAUGGGAAGCUCUAAAGACCUGUCUAAACACAUCAAAGUUGUGUGUGAUGGGACAGAUUUAACGUCGAAGGUUCAGGACUUGAAGCUGCAGUGUCUGGUCUUCCUCAAUAUCCCCAGGUACUGUGCGGGCACUACACCUUGGGGAAACCCCAGUGAACAUCAUGACUUUGAACCUCAACGCCAUGAUGAUGGAUACAUAGAGGUCAUUGGAUUCACUAUGACGUCACUGGCUACUCUCCAGGUUGGAGGUCAUGGUGAGAGGUUGAAUCAGUGCAGAGAAGUCACCCUCACCACUACCAAACCUCUGCCAGUCCAGGUGGAUGGUGAACCAUGCAGACUUGCACCCUCCGUCAUCCACAUCAGCCUCAGAAACCAGGCCAACAUGGUUCAGAAAACCAAACGACGGACCUCACUACCACACCUUAAUGAUCAGCAGCCAGUCCCAGAAAGGCUUAGGAUCAGGGUCAGCAGGAUCGGUAUGACUGACUAUGAGGCUCUGCACUAUGACAAGGACAAACUACGGCAAGCAUCCAUCCCUCUGGGACUGAUCGUGGUUCCUGGCGACAGCGACUUAGAAACCUGCAGAGAACACAUCCAGCGUUUGCAGGAGGACUUCUGCUCUGUUCAUCCUUCCUUCAGAUGCUUGGGACAGCAGGAGGAGGCAGCCAAGCCAAAGAUUCUUUCCUCGCAGAAGUUAUCUCCAAAGUGGUGUUUCCUCGACUCUACAACAGCAGAUCGUUUCUACAGAAUAGACAGAGCACAGGAGCAUCUCAACUACGUAUCAGAAAUCUCCCAGGAAGAGAUCUUCAUUCUGGACCCUGAACUGGUUGUUAUGAUGACAGUAGGGACCUCCCCCACAGCCAUGCCAGACCUGGUUAAUCCCGCCUCCAGCCUGAUAAACAGCAGUUCUUCCCAGAGGCAGCGAGUGAACAGUGACAGCUCUGCAGCUGAAGCUUUAACACACAACUCAACACCUGUGGUCAGCAAACUCAGCAGGGCAGGUUGCAUCCAUCGUUCGAAUACCACCGCUGCUGAUUUUAAACCAAGACUGAGACAGGAAAAGCGCCAAAAGACGAGUGAAACAGAGAGGGAGAGAGAAAAAGAAAUGUUGAUUGAGUGUGUGAAGAACAAGGAUGUGAAGAAGCUGCAGGAGCUGCACCUGAAGGGAGCAGACCUCACGACACUGGACCUAUCAGGCUGCAGUUUACUGCACUAUGCUGUCAGUACAGGAAGCAAAGAGAUGGUCCGGUACAUCCUGGACAAUGCUCCGAGUGAUCUACUGGAUGUCACAGAAAAACUGCAUGGGGAGACGGUUCUUCAUCGAGCUGCAUCUCUGUGUCACAGGACCAUCUGUCAUUAUCUGGUAGAAGCAGGAGCCUCACUGAUGAAAACAGACCUACAGGGUGAUACUCCAAAGAACAGGGCUGAGAAGGCUCAUGACGCUGAGUUGGCUGCUUAUCUGGAGAACAGGCAGCAUUACCAGAUGAUACAGAGAGAGGACCAGGAGACAGCUGUCUGAACCCAGUGAACUCUUGAUGAACAGGACAGCCAUGAGGAAACUGCCUUCUGUCUUCUUCCUGGUCUUCAUGAGACUGACAGGAAGAAUGGUUCCAGACUGACAUGUGUCCUCCUUAAAGCACAGAGUGCAGACUGAGAGUGAAGCUGUGCCAAACAUGCAUUUAGUAAUGAUUAUAACCAUGAUGAUGAUAAUGACAGUUCUAUUGAUGGUUAAGGCGUACGUUAAUGAACAUGAAGGUCAGAUAUAUGGUCAAAUGAUGAGAUGUUCAUGAAUCAUUCCUUUUCUUUUUGAUUAUCUCAGUAAUAGAAUUAUUAGUGAAGUCAAGAAAAUAGAAACUAGGACAAUUAGAAUAUAUUUUGACUUUGCAUAUUGAGAAGUAAACUUGUUCUUUCGUAUCAAACAAAGUCAGCAGACUCUACAGUUUGUUAUGUAGGAUCAGAUGUCCCACGCACUAUCAGAGAGCGAGCUGAGUCUGUAGACUCAUGUCAUGAAAAACUCAGGAAAGCAGUGGUGUAUUUAAACUGACUAACACCUGACUAAAACAUGAGAUGAAGUCAGGUUUUUGUAACUGAAAUAUCUUGAGGAGUGUUAACAUUGGGUGGAGCUUGAUGGCAGAGGUUUAGCCUAGGAGCAUGCUCCCCAGGGAGAUUUUUUUUUUGGCAGCUACAUGCACCAUAUUUUGUAUCUAAUUCUCCAACUAUGAAACCAGAACAAUCCUCACUCUUCAAAUCCACACUUCCACUUCUGACCAAUUCCACCGUUCCUCUCCUCCUGGCUCCUCGUCACAUUCUUAGGUAGCCAGCAGUCCACAUGUGGCCUAAAACAGAAUUAAUCGGCUGAUUCUGAUGCUGCUGAAUCACUUUCUGUGGAUGGCGGGUGAGGUUGACUCCUCAUGAUAAACUUAGUCCAUAGUUCAUAACGUAGUUAGCUGGUGUAACUGAAUAAAACAACACACACAAGACCCAGUCCCCCACCUCCAACACUCCAUCGUCUUACCAUGAAUAUCCACAAGUUAUUCAAUGGAAAGUGCACCAUUUACUGUUAUCAUGAACAUACAGACAAGAGAGUUGAAAGUUUGGCAUGAUGAAGGUCAAAGGGUUUUGAAAUCAUAAGGAUUCAUGAACAUGAGUAUCAGGUUUCAUGGAUGUCUAGUAGUGUUGGACAGACUACUACUCUGUGAUCAUUUCACUGAGCAUUAAUGCCAUCAUCACUUCUGUUAUGAACCUGUCAGAGAGAGGAACAGAGAGUUUCCAUCACCCUCACCUCAACCAUACAACUCAUAGCAACAUAUUCUGUAGGUGAUUAUUAUCUAUAAGUUGGAAGAUUUUUUCUGGUGCCUAUACUAAAGGAUUGAAUGUCUGAGGCCUGGGAUGACUUUACACAGAAAACUGAAGACCAUAACACAAGCAGUGUUUCAAUGAUUAGUCAGCAGUGCACACUCCAUUUCUUUCUUUUAAAAAGACCAACUGAUGAAAUCUUAAUGUUAUCACUCAAAUAGUUUCCGUUAGAGUACAGUAAUGAGAGUGUGUGUGUCAAGCCUUGAAUCCUGCAGGAUUAUUAUAGUUUGUUGUGCCAAAUUUAAAGAUGAAGCACGCACCAUUAGAGUGCUACAAACCAACAACCGAAAUCUCAUUUGAUCACUGUAAGAUUUUCAAACUACUGUGAACUGUGCUGAGCUCAACAUCAACACUGAGCUGUGAGGAACAUUUUGAUUUUGGAGGUGCUGCUGGACAUAACAGCAGAAUGAAAUGUGUGUGUGUGUGUCAACAGAUCAAUUCAUUAAUUAAUUGAAAUAUUACAGCAAGCAGCCAGUGACAAUAACAUCCUGUUAAAUCCAAAGUACAAUGUUCCUCAUGUUUUAUCGAACAUCAUAUCUUCAUAUGUUCAAAACCAGGCAGCCGUUCAGAACUGUACAUGAAUGUGCAUGUAGACAUAGUCACCCAGGUUUUGUGAGCACAGGGGGAAAUCAGUCAGCGCUCAUUACAUGACAUGAAACAUGAAAUGAUUUUUCACGUGUGACGACGGUCACAGCUUCGCCUCAGUUUAGUCCGAGAAAACUUCAUGUGUUUUUCCACUUUCAAACAUUCCCUGGGACUGAUUGUGAUAUUUUUUGAAAAGAUACAUUUUCCAUGGAUAUUUUGUUUGCUUGUCAACACAACUGACAGACAAAUUUUGAUGAUGUUACCAAAGAGCUUUGAAAAUGAAUAUCAUGAAACAAUCUGCUUGGUCAUUCAUCAGAAAAUGAUUUCAACUAGCAGUGACCAGCUGGACAUUCAGACCUCUGACCCAUUCCCAAACAUAGAUGAGGAAAAAGUGUGUACUAGGAUUUUUGAGUUGACUUGAUUUGUGUCUAAAUGUUGUAUAGUAAAUUAUUAGAAUGGACCUGAAUUCAGCACAGUGACUCCUAAAAUAUUAGAAUU